AUGCGACCGGGCUUUGCACGACGACGAGAAGGGGAACGCGCCUCCGCGCGACCCCCUUCGUCUUCGUCCGCGGACCCCCAAACAACCGCAGGCAGGGUCUCACUCUCGCAGGCGAGACGCUUGACCAGCGAAUUUUUGGCACGGCUCCGACCGCCGGAGGCCUGCGUGCGCACCCUCGUCGAACGACGCGACGGGGAUAUCCCUCGCAAUUCAUUCCACUUCGUCGCAAUCGCCGAGGGGAUGCGAAAUUAUGGUCAAUUGGAUAGCGUUGACGUGGUCGAAACACCGCCGGCUGCAUGCGAGAAUUUACUCGGCGAGUAUGUCGUCGUAUUCGCGGGUCUGACCUCAUUUCCCCUCGCUGCUGACCCCUUGUUUGGCUCUCGAUUGUCGCCACCGGCACGACGGCAGCAGAGGGGCGUCGUAAGCCGACCUUCACGCAAUCUGAAUGUUAAGCAAGGACCUUGUUUCUCGACCCCCCAUGCCGACUUAAAAGGCCACGAUUUGCUGCAGACCCCGAGCCGCCGGAGGCACGCGGGGGGUCCCUCGGCGAAGGAUGCGACGAGGGUGGGGCACCCUCCCCUCCUUCCUUCUUUACCUCGACGUCGGGCCGCUGUGACCCCCAUCUUUGGGCCAUUUUACGCCGGCCCCGAGCCGCCGGAGGCGCGCGUGGGGUAUUCUAGUGUUUACGAAGCAGUGCAUUCCGAGGUGCCGCCCGAGCGUGCUGCACGCUGCAUUCCCCGCAAUCUGAAUGUUAAGCAAGAUGGCUCAGAGCGAACCAGACCCCUCGGCCCCUUGCCCUCCAAUCAUUGGUCGACAAAACGACGGUAA
Messenger RNA from Schizophyllum commune H4-8, 828 nucleotides. RefSeq lists its product as uncharacterized. The transcript has 5 exons. The record is from RefSeq and is a predicted model, not a curated record. NCBI's taxonomy places the organism in Eukaryota, Fungi, Basidiomycota, Agaricomycetes, Agaricales, Schizophyllaceae. The coding region runs from base 1 to 828 and encodes 275 amino acids.